Penicillium subrubescens is the source of this 2571-nucleotide messenger RNA. Its product is annotated as transcription factor domain-containing protein. The transcript is spliced from 8 exons. Gene Ontology annotation, biological process: DNA-templated transcription; lipid metabolic process; regulation of DNA-templated transcription. Bases 1 to 2571 code for a protein of 856 amino acids. NCBI's taxonomy places the organism in Eukaryota, Fungi, Ascomycota, Eurotiomycetes, Eurotiales, Aspergillaceae. Gene Ontology annotation, molecular function: zinc ion binding; DNA-binding transcription factor activity, RNA polymerase II-specific; DNA binding. The record is from RefSeq and is a predicted model, not a curated record.
AUGGCGCCAGCGAGAAAGGAUGCAACACGAAAAUAUGUCACAACGGCCUGCGACGCAUGCCGGCUGAGUAAAGUGAAGGUCGGAAAUCGGUUUCCUGGACUGCCUAGAACCGCAAAUUUGUUACAAGGAACUCAGCUAACUCGGUGUGAUGGAGCCCAGCCAUCUUGUUCAAGUUGCCAAAAUAAAAAGAAGGAAUGCACGUAUCGGGCUGGAUCAGAUAAGAGAAAAAUAUCUCUUCGAUUUGUGGUUGACCUUCUUGUCAACCGACUAGAUGAGCUAUCUCAAUAUCUCAUUGACCAGGGACUGUCCCCACCUCCCAUGUUCAAUGAGAAUGAAAUUGCAUUGAAGAAUGCUUUAGAAACUCUGGGACUUGGCCAUGUUCAAUUGGCCUUGGAGAAAAUCGAGACCAAAGAUAGGCAAUUGGCGCAUUCUUCUCUCGCCGGGACUACUCGGGCUCUGCUUGAAGAGAAUGAAGAGGCAGUUCUUGAGGUUGACCUCAGCGAGUUGAACUCGCACAUGGAUAUAUUGGCGCAACCACUGACAGUUGACGGCUAUGAAGAAAUUCACCAACCUACAUCACAGGCGCCUAUAGCUCUUCGUGAAUUCACGGAAGACACACUGCCGCCCCUGUUCGAGGACGAACUUGUUGAUCUGGAGGGUCUCUCGACUAUCGGCGAAGAAGUGAUUUCAAACAAUCCUUCUCCAGAAGGCUUACCUAGCCUUGACCCGUCUACAAUACCACUUCAACCACACCCAAGCGAUUCGCCUGAUUCAUUACCUUUGGAUCGUCUACUCAAGACGGGAGAGACCGCGCCGAAUGAUGAUAAACUGAAGCAACACUCCAAUAGCAACGAAGACAUGGAAGAAAUUGUGCACCGCCUCUCAGACCGCAUGGGGAGUCUCCAGAUUGGUUCCGAUGGCCAAGUGCGAUAUUAUGGCCCGACCUCUCACUUCAAUUUGCUGCGAAUGCCAACCCCGGACAAACUAACCAUACAUCGCAACGUACGAAAAGAUGGUCAAGACUACUUGUAUCGCAUGGGGAUCGGCAAAAGUGUGCCACCUGAUUUGGAGGCCCAUCUGAUCAACCUCUACUUCACCUGGCACAAUCCCUCGUUUGAUGUCGUCGAUAGGAAAAUGUAUGAGGGGGCAAAGCAGCGUUGGCAAGAUGAGAUGGAAGAAACGCCAUAUUAUUCAGAGGCCUUGACGAAUGCCUUGUGUUGUCUUGGUGCUGCAUUUGAGCCUCGCUAUCAUCCAAACUUCAUCACGUAUCCAAAAUCUGUAUCGGAUUUUUUUGCAGAUCGUGCUAAGACUUUGCUUGAUAUUGAGCUUGAUUCGCCAUGCUUGGCAACCGUCCAGGCCACGGUAGUGUUGAGUGGACAUGAUAUUGGUUGCAAGCGCGACGCGAGAGGAUGGCUUUACAGUGGAAUGGCUAUGCGACUCGCCUUUGAUCUUGGGCUACACCUUGACAUGUCCUCCUACAUAUCGGAUGGGUCUAUCAGUGCGGCUGAAGCGGAACUGCGACGCAUGGUCUUCUGGGGGGCUUACACGCUGGACCAACAAUGGGGCUUCCUCCUCGGGCGCCCAUUCAGAAUUAAUAUGGAGGACGUCACUGUUGACAAGCCUGGUCGCGAUUCAACCUGGGAUCAGGCCCAGCGAUGGACUCCCUAUGGAUUGCCCUAUCCAUUUUGCUCGCUACAAGACACACCGAUUGUGAAUCCAGUCACAACUUUAAGUCGGUAUCGUAUCUUACUAUGUGAGAUCAUGACACCCUUGGGACAUGUUUUGUACGGAUCGUCGAAGAUAUCGAAACAUGAUCUGCAGAGUCUCAAUGCAAAGACGACUCGAAAGCUUCUUGAAUGGAAAGCUAAUCUACCCACGCCUCUGCAAGUCGACCUCGACGAUUCGACAGUUCCAUAUCUGCCACAUGUGCUAUUGCUCCACAUGCACUAUCACCAAGCUAUCAUCCAUGCACAUCGACCAUGGAUCUCUAAAAGUUCGAUUCAGCCUCAACCCGCUCAAGGCCCCGGUCAUACCCAUGCCCGCAAAAUGUGUGUCGACUCCGCAACCGCAAUUGCCAAACUUCUUCACCUAUACGAAUUGCGCUACACAUUUCGUCGCAUGAACAUACAAGCUGUUGCUAUAACCUGCUCUGCGGCGCUAAUGUUGAUAUUCGCGACUAUCCUCAAUCGCAACUUCGACCAUGAUCAUGAAACGGUAGCCCAUCUCAGCCUUUGCUUCCGUGCGCUAGAAGAAUUGGGUUUCUCAUGGGAGAGUGCGAAACGAGCGCAGAGUUUUUUGCUCCAUAUGCAGGGCUUGUGGGAGACGAAGGUCCGCCCUUAUCGUUCAGCAAAGCGGGCCAUGUCGGAAGCUCAUGAUAAAUCUCGAGCCCAAUCGCCUCAAAACAAAAGGUCACGCACUUCACCUCAGCCUGGUUCUGGAGAGAUAAACGAUUCUGGAGACAAUCUGACAUUGCAAGACUCACAUCAAAAGGGCGAUGCUCUGCUUGAUUGUGACUCGGAGGAUUUCGAUUGGUUAUGGGCCGCUAGCAUGGGUGCUGUUCCUCUAUCGUGA